ACAUUAAAGAUUUUUAUUAAAAAUUAAGAAAGAGCAUAAAUACAAAUGAAGAGCUCUACAAAAUCUUCUUGCUUCAAUGAAUUGAAUAAUGCUCUAAAGGCAAUUAAAAAGAAUCAAUAGCCUUAAAAGCUUUAACAAUAAAAUACUCUAAAUAAUUUAUUUAAUAGAUCCUCUUCUUAGGCUUCCAAUGUUCUUCUCACUUAAACAUCUUAGAGUACUCAAUAAAAUAUUGAUAUAUUUUCUUAAAGAAAUUCAAAUGCAAAUCUCAAGCUCUAAUUAAACGCUUCUAACAAAUUAGAAAAAAAAUCAUCUAAUGAAGUAAUAAGAACAUCUUAUGCUGAUUGUAGAAAAUCUCCAUAGAUUUCUUCGCCAAGAAUUAAGGAAAGAAGUGACAAAGUAUUAUGUUAAACAAGCGGCCGUAAAAGCUAAUAUUUAAAUAAUAGUAAUUUAAGUGGUAAUAACACUAGUGCGCAUAAUUCAAGAUAAGUUGUAGGAUAAAUAAAAAUUUCAUUGUCUAAAUCUUAAUCAAAAAAAAAUAUAUGUCAACAAAUAGAAGGAUAAAAAGAAGCAAGUUCUCAAAAUUUUAGAUAUGUGGAUUAAAAUAUUGCAAAGAAUGUUAAAACUGAAGCAAGUAAAUUAAGUAGGACCCAAAGUAAGGCAAAAUUGAUUAGUCCUGAUAAGAAAAAUCUGAGGUCUUAGGAAAAAAAUAAUUAAAGCAGUAAGAAAAAUAGUUAAUUUAUUGCUUAAAAAAGGCAAUUAGAACCUAGCCAAGAAAGUGAUAGAAAUGGACUAAAUUUGAGUUGCGAAGAAGACAAUUAUCACUUUAACAAUAAAGAAAAUUUUCAUGAAAAUAUACAGUCAUUAUCUCACUUGAUGAAGUAGAAUCCAUAAAAGAAGGUAGAUGACUAAAUAGUACUUUUAGAUUCACUUAAUAAGAAAAGAGAUUCUUAAAAAUUUAACCAAAGUAUCUAAUAAGCUUUACUAAAGAAGAGGAGUGAAGGAUUGUUAGAAAAUAAAAUUCCAAAUUUGAUGGCUUAAAUUUAAUAAUAAAAUUAGCAAGAAAAAUGUGAUAGUUAAGGAAGUUUUAACAAAAAUAAUAAAGCAUAGCAAAACAGUAUACAUAACAUUUUAAAUAGAGCAAAAUCUUAAGAAAAAAUUUAAUUUAAUAAUAAUUAAGAUUAAAAUUCUGCUCCUUACAGCAACAGCAAUGUAUAGGAACCUCAUUCAAUUAAUUCUUAAUCAUAAUCUUCUAUGGCAAUUAUGAUGAUGAUUCUUAAUUCGUCAAACAGUGCAAAGACAAUUAACAAUGCUGCAUAAUUGAAUAAUAACAAUCAGAUCACAACAAAGACAAUGCAGAAGAGCAACUCUAAAUCAAGUCUGCAUUCAUAGAAAAAUUUAGGUUAAUCGAAUUCAAAAAGUAUUUUAAACUAAGUAAAAUAAUCAAUGAGUUCAUCUAAUUAAAAUACAUAAGCUUCAAAUAAUUCUUAGCAUAAGCAGAGUAGUUCUAUUUCUUACUUGAAAUCUAAUUGCAGCAACACAGGAAAUCUUUCUAAAUCUAAUUCAAGUCUAAUUAAAAAUAAUUAGCUUAAUUAUAGUAGAGGUAUCAGUGAGACUCUGAAUGAUAACACUCAUAUAUUGUUAACAGAUCAUAGCUUUACAAACACUAGUAAUAACAACUAAAAUGUUUUAAAGUAUAUUUAAUAAUAACAACAAUAAAUCUUGAAUAACUAGAACACUACUGCUAAUAGUUUAUAUAGAGUAGCUAGUAGCUCAAAUUUUGGUGGAAAAGCAAAUUAAGCAGUCUCUAACGAUAAUCUUGAACAAUAAAUUUAAGAAAACAUGAGCCAUUAACUUAACCAAUAAAAUUUGUUAGCUUAAAAUAGUUUCAGUUCUCCACAAAAUACUUAAAAUAAUUUGAAUGGAGAUCAAGUCUAGAAAUUAUGUAUUGAUGAUUAUAGAAAGUAAACAAAUCUUUCAACAAAUAAAGUCAGGAACAGCGAACAUUAAAUGAUGCAGUAGCCUUAAAAAAGUUAUUUAGAUUUACUUAACAGAUAAAAUGCUAACAACAUAUAGUUAUAAAGUAAUGUUUCCAAUCAAAAUUUAAAUAAAUGUCAAAGUAGCUCUAAUAUUAAUCAAAUACUGAAUUCUUAAAGUGAUUUCAUAGAUUAGAACGUUAAUAGUCUCCUUAAAAUGCCUAUUAACAAUUUUUAAGCUGAUUUAAAAACUGAAUAAUCAUCAGUCUAGCUUGCUAGUUCUUCUACAUAGAAAAGAGUCCUUAAUUCUUCAUUUAAUAAAAUAAACACUUCUAUUAAUUCAAUUUAAUAACCCCAAUAAAAUUAAUAAAAUUUACAAUAUCAAUAAACUUAAAAAUAAAGUAAUAAUAUAACUAGUCCUCAAUCAAAAUAUUAAGUAAUUUCAAAUCAAACAGAGUCUUCAUUCUCGCAGACACAGUAACAACCUACAUUUUUAGUAGCUUAAGGAUUAAAUGGAGGAAACUAAAAUGGAGUUAGUAACAAUUAAAAUGUUCUGAUUUCUCAGUAUGUAUAAAGUUAUAAUGCAAAUAGAACAAAUACUUAAUAAUCUGAAACCAAUUUCACUUUUCAAAAUAACUCGUAGAAUCCAGCAACUUCAGUUGCUCAAUAGCAUUAAAAUUAUGAACAAGAUUUUACUUAUUAAGCUGAAGAAGAAUAAAUGUAUAUAAAGCUUAAUAACAUAACAAAUGCUCAAUAAAUAAACUAGAUUCAAUAAUAAGAUAAGUAUGCAACUUCUUGUUUUUAAGGAAAUAACUAAGAGGAAGAGUAGUCAAUUGAAACUAUUUAGAGGAGGUGCUCAUAACCAAUUCAACAGUAACAAAAAGGCUAGAAUAUAGUAAGUUAAAACUAAAAGCCUUUUUCAGUGCUGUUCAAUAAUUUAUUUAGCAAUAAGAAUGUUAACUAAAAAUAAAACAAUUCUGAAGAAAGGAACUAAACCUAAAAUUAAAAUAAAAAUAUUAAUUAAAUAAAAAGGAAAAAUAGUAACAGCUUAGUUUCAUACAACACUAAUCUAAUUAAUUUGACUAAUAAUGCUAUAAAACCAAAUCCAAAAACAGAAAGCUCACCUACUGAUAACAAACAAGAAAAUAAAAAUGAAAUUACUUAAAGCAGUACAAACUAAGGAUACAUCAAUAGUCUUAUAAUUUAAAGAAAUUCUUAGGGAAUAUUACCACAAGAAGUCAAGGAAAAGUAUAAAUAUAAAAGAACACCUAGUCUAACACAAUUUAAUUUUUGUAAUUAAUAAUCUAAUUUAUAAAUCUAACCAUUAUCUAAUAAAAACACUUCCUUUGAAGGUUUUAAUUUUAAUAUAAAAAAUUGUCAACAAAGUUAAUAGCAGUAAAUUAGUUUGUUUUAAGAUGCAAUUGACUUAAAUAUAUAGAACUAACAAUAUUAAAAAGAUCAAUAAAGUUCGGAAGAAUAAAAUCAUAAUAAUUAACUUACUAAAAUAGAUUAAAAAUAAUCCAAUUAAAAUUAGAAUGGACAAACUGAGUUACAAAAGUAAAUGCAAGUAAUUUAUGAUAAAAUGAAAUAAAAAUUGAUACACUACAAGUCAGUAGAGUAGAAAUGGAAUAAUGAAAAAAUAACUCUCUUGAGUUAAGUAGAAUCUUUAUAAAAUCAAGUUAACUUUCUUAUUGAAGAAAAUAGUUUGUAUAAAAGAAGUGUGGUUACAUAUAAUAACUAGAAUGAAAAACAACAAACAAAUUCUAUCUACUCUUCUAUAGAUGCAAUAUUUCAAAAUUUCUGA
Molecule: messenger RNA, 3777 nt
Organism: Tetrahymena thermophila SB210
Lineage: Eukaryota; Ciliophora; Oligohymenophorea; Hymenostomatida; Tetrahymenidae
Exons: 1
Source: RefSeq, a predicted model, not a curated record